Molecule: messenger RNA, 1977 nt
Organism: Pseudo-nitzschia multistriata
Lineage: Eukaryota; Bacillariophyta; Bacillariophyceae; Bacillariales; Bacillariaceae
Source: the annotation of a GenBank genome assembly
CCGUCGAAACCAUCCCUCGCACCACGGAAGGAAAGUGAACGAAACAAACAAAAACAGAUCUUGACACACACGCCGCAAAGCACACCAAAAGCAUCUCCACCAUGAUAUCGAGCUCGUUCUUUUGCUUUAUGCUGCUGCUGCUGCUGCUGCAAAAGCUGGACACUAGCCUGGGCCUGGUGGCCCCGUCGUCCCAGACAACCAAGGACCGGACACAGCAGCAACCCACGGCGUUGUACUCGGCACCCCCUCCGACCCAAAGGAGCAAAACCAGGAACCACAAAAGGAACAGAAAGUCCUCCAGCGACAUGAUGCUCACCGAGAUGCGCGCCGACAUCGACCGGAUGAAGCGAGAAGCCGCCGAGCGGUUGGAAGCCCUCAGCGAAAAGCUGGUCGUCGUCUCCAAGCAGAAGGAGCAGGAAGAAACGCUMAGAGCAAGAGAGAGGCAGGAGGCACUCAAGAAGAAAAAGCAACGAGAGAUAGCCAACGGGAAGACACAGAAGCCGUGGGCCACCGCGGCAGAGAAACCCGCAGCCACGRCCGGCACCACACCGGGCCGAGACGCCGCAACCGACGACGACGAUUCCRARACCCUGGAUUCGCUGGCGGAAAUGGCGGACGAAUUCCGUCGCGACAUGACUCGCAUGGAGGAAAGCCUCGGCAAGGAGACGCAAAACGAAUCGCYGGCUUCCACMAACCUUCUCCCGCUCUCCACGUUAACGACGGACACCAGGCACCCCCUCAAGCUCCUGGACGAUACCCGCUGGCGCCUCUGCCUGAACGUGGGCCGGGUCCCCGGAACCUGGAUGCCCAAGACCUGGGGGGCCAGCGGCGACAAGCUCCACCUCAAGCUCGAGRUCGAGUUUACCCCCGACGAGCUCUACGAGCGGGAGGACUUUUUCGGGGGCGUCUCGGACGGCUCCAAGGUCCUGCGGGUGGUACACGGCGAGGCCUCGCUGGCGCCGAGCAUGAACGAGGGCGGCCGGACCGUGAGGAUCGCCGACGGCGGCUGGAGGGUCUGCCCCGGGGAGGGCCCCCUCGGGACGCACGUCCUCCGCUUCUACUUUGAUGUCGAGGAGGAGGCCCGGCACCUCGGAUCGGACGUCUACCUUCCUCGGGGACGGGUCUUUGGCACCUGCGGGUACUUUCCGAUGGCCGGGAGAUCGAACSUCGACGGYCGCCAGGCCUCCAAGCGGGAGAUCUACGGCCGGGAGAUCCGCCAGAUGGAGGUCCGGUACCAGUCCCUCCAGACCGAGCUGGAGAGCAACCCGGACUGGUUCAGCCUCGGGAAACUGAGGUGCUUCCGGGAAAUGCGGGACCUCCGCCGGGACGCCCGGAAGAUCCACAAGGCCAUGGACGACCUGGACGUCAGGGAACCCAAAAAGUCCACCCUGCGCAUGUCGAGGGACCAGUCGGUGGGGCUGACCCACCGCGGCGGGAUUUCCUGCAGGAAGCUCACGGGGCUSUCGGAGGAAUACCACRUCCUCGGGAAGUUCGAGGUGGCCUCGAUAGAAAACCGGGAGCACUCGGACUACCGGGACGCCCUCCUGCCCUGAGGGAGCCAGGAACAAUACCUGCCUCGUGUCGCCAGGUGAUCGUGCKUAUGUGUGCGUGUUUGUGUGCUGGUGGAGAGAAGGCCCGGCACGAGGSAGAACGAAACACGCGUGCGUCCGAGCCGAGCCGAAACAGACGAAACGAAACGACACCGAUUCGAUGGCACGGAUGGCACGAGGAAAGCAGGAACGAAUCGAGGCGGAUUCCUUCCUUCCAUCGGUGCAAUGGACGGAAACCAACGGAAGCAUGCGGCAGCGAUACACACGUUGCGCGUCACCAAGACAAGCGAAGAAACGAACUAGCGAACUAACGAACGAACAACRGCAACUGGAUUCAAAGAAAAAAAGAAAAACUGGCAUGUUCUGCCCAUCGACGAAGAAAAUKGAACAAAUAGCCCUGUACCAAAAAUAAAUAGAAASGACCAAC